UUCCAUUGUGUAGCCGGCACGAUGUAAAGAAUACAUUCAUUGUCAAUUUUGUGUAGCCGGUGUGUGGUUCGAGUUUAAUUAGUUGGGCGAAAAAUGUGAAUUAAAUUAAAAGCAAUAUAUUUUAGUUAACUUCGUAGAAUCUGCUCCAAGAUGAGUGACAUAUUAAAAAUUUCACAGGAGCGUUCACGCAAACGGAAACAGUUAUUGGCUCAAACAUUGGGACUCUCUAGCGUAGAUGAGCUGAAGAUUGUGCUUGGCACAGCCGAUGAACUGAAUAAUAGUGCUGGAAGUAGUUACUCUGGUUUUGGUGGACAGAGAACAGGUUCGGGCGGCAAUAGCAGAGAUGACGACGGCGGCAGCGGAGGCAAAAAAAUGCCCGGGGAAAUCAUAUAUCGCGACUCCUCUACAUUUCUAAAGGGUACACAAUCUUCGAAUCCACACAAUGAUUAUUGUCAACACUUCGUCGAUACUGGACAGCGUCCACAAAAUUUUAUAAGAGAUGUCGGUCUAGCCGACCGCUUUGAGGAGUAUCCAAAAUUACGUGAACUAAUACGCUUGAAAGACAAAUUAAUACAGGAUACCGCAUCAGCACCAAUGUAUUUGAAGGCAGACUUGAAAACGCUGGAUUUAAAAUCAUUAGGCUCUAAGUUCGACGUUAUUUUAAUUGAGCCACCGCUGGAAGAGUAUGCUAGAGCAGCACCAUCAGUGGCAACUGUGGGUGGAGCAUCGCGUGUUUUCUGGAACUGGGAAGAAAUUUUAAAUUUAGAUGUGGGCGAAGUGGCCGCGCAUCGUUCAUUUGUCUUCCUUUGGUGUGGAUCCUCCGAAGGUUUAGAUAUGGGACGCAAUUGCUUGAAGAAAUGGGGCUUCCGACGAUGUGAAGACAUUUGUUGGAUACGCACCAAUAUCAAUAAGCCCGGGCAUUCAAAGCAACUGGAACCGAAAGCAGUGUUUCAACGUACGAAAGAACAUUGCUUGAUGGGCAUAAAAGGUACAGUGCGCCGCUCUACUGAUGGGGAUUUUAUACACGCCAAUGUUGACAUCGAUUUAAUUAUCUCGGAGGAGGACGAAUUCGGCAGCUUUGAGAAGCCGAUUGAAAUAUUUCAUAUAAUUGAACAUUUCUGCUUGGGACGCAGACGCAUGCAUCUAUUCGGACGUGACUCCAGUAUACGACCAGGUUGGCUGACCGUUGGGCCGGAACUGACAAACUCCAAUUUCAAUGCCGAACUAUAUCAAACAUAUUUUGCUGAAGCACCGGCUACGGGCUGUACUAGCCGCAUCGAAUCACUACGUCCGAAAAGUCCACCAGCUAACAGCAAAGCAUUACGUGGUCGUGGGCGCGGUUUUCCGCGUGGUCGUGGUCGGCCUAGGUAAAUUCUUAAUUAUAGUAAUCGUUGGAAUAUGAGUAAUGCACUCCUAUUUGCGAUUAACUAAAGUUUUAAUUUUUUAACUACUAAAACGCACUGUUAAAGAUCUAACGCAAGUCUCUUGUCAUACAUCUUAUCUAUAAGUCAACAGUAUAUGAAAGAAAAUUGGGAAACCAAUUCCCAUAUGCAAAUUUUUUUUAACUAAAUUAUGUCUUGAAUUUUGAAGACAAUUAUGUAUGUACAUAUAUAUGUAUUUAACAACAUGGAAUUAAAAACAUUGCAGGCUAAAUUACAGUAACGAAA
Molecule: messenger RNA, 1667 nt
Organism: Anastrepha obliqua
Lineage: Eukaryota; Metazoa; Arthropoda; Insecta; Diptera; Tephritidae
Gene: Mettl14
Product: N6-adenosine-methyltransferase non-catalytic subunit
Exons: 4
Coding region: 151-1371 (406 amino acids)
Cellular component (GO): RNA N6-methyladenosine methyltransferase complex; nucleus
Molecular function (GO): mRNA binding
Source: RefSeq, a predicted model, not a curated record